Messenger RNA from Penaeus vannamei (Pacific white shrimp), 2356 nucleotides. RefSeq lists its product as uncharacterized. Gene Ontology annotation, biological process: cell-cell adhesion; brain development; axon guidance. Gene Ontology annotation, molecular function: cell-cell adhesion mediator activity. The record is from RefSeq and is a predicted model, not a curated record. NCBI's taxonomy places the organism in Eukaryota, Metazoa, Arthropoda, Malacostraca, Decapoda, Penaeidae. Gene Ontology annotation, cellular component: axon; plasma membrane.
CGGAGGGCGCGAGAUGAGCAGCGUGGCCGUACAGGUGCCUCGUGCCGCGCGUCCUCCCACCACAUCCUCACUCAGUCGGUGUGUUGGUGGUGUGUGCGUCGGUGUGAGAGCACCACGCUGCGCUGCGCUCGCUUGUGCCCGGGCUUCCUGACUAAAAGGUGUGAGACAGCGUGGUGAAGAUGGGAUCGCCACGGCGCUCCAGCCCCCCAUGGCCGACGUGGCUGCUGGUGUGGUUCGCGGCUCCGCUCGCCCUGGCGGCAGUGGCUUCCCUGGAUAUUGAAGUGACGGUCCCGCCGCUCAUCGGACCUGACCUCCCCAAGGAGGAAGUCCUGUUCACGGUGAACCACGACCCGGAGCAGGAGCCCGAGCCCCUCACGCUGCCGUGCCGCGCCGACGGGCUUCCCGCCCCCAGCUACUCGUGGCUGAAGGACGGAAGCCCCUACGACUGGCACGACGACGGCGACGACGACGGCGACGAUGACAACGGAGCGGGCGAACGCGUCGAGAUGCUGCAAGGCGAAGGCACGCUGGUCUUCCACGACCCGCAGCCGGAGGACGAAGGAGUGUAUCAGUGCAUCGCCGAGAACAGCGUCGGCGUCGCCCACAGCGACCUCAUCACAGUCCGCCGGGCAGUCAUGGGCAGCUUCCCGAAGGCCGAGCACAGGAUCGUGACCGCCGCCGAGUGGCAGCCACUCAAGCUGCCCUGCACGCCGCCCGAGGGAUACCCCGAACCCACGCUCCACUGGGUUCUGCAGAACUCGGACGGAGGACUUCGCAGCCUGGACUCUGAGCGAAUCACGGUGGACGAGGAGGGAACCCUCUGGUUCAGCUACGUGACGCGCGAGGACGCGUCCGGGGACGCCCUGUACGCCUGCGCCGCCUCCUCCGCCACCAGUGGUCAGAAGAUGUACCUUGUGAAAGACGAGGAUGGCUUCCUUGAGGUGCUCGAAGACCCUCCUGAGGACGAUUCCGUAACGGUCAUCAGUCUGCCGACUGAGUACCGCAUGGGAAACUGGGUGUACCUGAACGUGAGUUACCCCGAGGACGAGGAGUCGACGCACCCCGAGGCAAGCAUCGCGCCAGUCAAGCAGUACCUGAGUCCCCGCCAGAUCACGGUGCUUGAGGGGGAGGACGUCAAGCUGCACUGCCUCUACGGCGGAUACCCCGUCCCAGAUAUCCGUUGGUGGCGGGAGAGCAGAGCCGACGUGGAGGACGACCAGCUGGAGCACUUCGGAAAGAUCCUCGUGCUUGAGGACGUGGACCACGAGGACACAGGCUCCUACUACUGCCAGGCCUCCAACGAGGCGGGCGAGAGUGAGGCGCACCAGUUUACCGUCUACGUUGAAGCUGCCCCUGAGUUCAUCGUGGAGCCGGAGGUGGUGAACCUGCCUGAGGGCGAGACGGCGACGCUGAGCUGCGAGGCGAAGGGCGACCCCGAACCCAUCAUCACCUGGACCAAGAAUGGGCAGCCCAUGGACACCCACGAGACCACGCUGAUGUUCGACCGCCUGAGCUUCGCCGACAAGACCGUCAUCGCCUGCAACGCCUCCAAUGAACAUGGCUACGUCUACAAGAGCGUUUACCUCAAUGUUUUGUCCCUCCCACCCGAGUGGAUGACGGAGCCGAAGGACGUGUACGUUCUCGAGGGCGGCUCGGCCGAGCUCGAGUGCGAGGCCUUCGGCUCGCCUGACCCCGAGAUCACAUGGGCGCGGCGCGACGGCGACGAGAAGACGGUCAUCCACGACGAGGACCCGCGCUACGAUGUCAACGACCACCAGCUCCUGAUCAACACCGUCGAUGACACUACGGACGGCACGUACGUGUGCACGGCCACUAACAAGUUCGCCUCUAUCGAGUCGGAGGCCAAGGUCGCCAUGCGAAGUAUGACGCGGGCGGAAGUGAGUAUCAAGGAUGAGCGAGUUGAAGCGGGAGAUCACGUGACCCUGGACUGCCGAGUGGCCAUCGACCCGCUGCUUAAGUCGUCUGUCACUUGGCUCAAGGAUAACGUAGAGAUCGACCUCAAGGAUGACAAUUUCCACUUGGGACAAAGGGCUGCUGAUGAGAAAGACGACGACGAUGACGACGACGAUGACAAGCACAAGAUAGAGAACUGGGUGCUGGAGAUCGAGGAGGUCCACGGCCACGACUCGGGCGUGUACACGUGCAGGGUGCACACUGACCUCGAUGACGUCACGGAUGACCUCAUUUUGACGGUAGAAGACGUCCCGAACCCCCCAGCCUGACGAACGUGGAGUGCAACCCCCGCAGCGCCUACCUGGGCUGGGCCUCGACGGGCGACAACAACGCGAAGCUUCAGGGCUUCGUGAUUCAGUACCGGACGCGGCUACACCCCGAG